AUGGUAGCCCCCAGGAAUACCGCCUAUGCGGAGGAGAGCGCGGAGGUGGAGGUGCUCUACGCCAAUCUCGAGAAACUGAACCGUCUCACCAAAAAGAUCCAAGGCUCUCUUGUGCGCCUGGAGACCAGCGGCAAGGUCGUGAAGGAGGCCAUUGGACCGAUCUACAGCAAUACGCAAUCACUUCAGAUUACCAAUAGCAAUAUCGAUAAGGUCAACGAUGCUAUCGACCGUCUGCGCCAGCCGCUCGACGCGAAGAGCCGAGAGGAGGGCAUCAUCCGCUCAGGGCCACAGAGCUCCGGUCUUUCGCAGUACCUGUCGGCGAUGAAACGUGUUGAAAAGGCGCUGGUCGACCUCAAUGCGACGAACCUCAGGUCGAACCAGAAAGCGAUGUCGGACUUUAACGCACUUCUGAGCACAGGAAGCAACAUGUUACAAGAUGAUCUCCGGAGUGAAUUGAAGCAACAUGUCACGCCUAUCGAGCCGCUACACUACUUGACCAAAGAACUCCCAUUCCCCUCCCUUCCCGAAGACACGAUUUCACACUUGGCACCGCUGUGCUCGGCAAUCGGGUCGGCAUCAAUCCAUGGAUUGCAGCGCGUGAAAGGGGAGAAUCCUGCGAUGAAGAUAUAUGCAGAAGUGCGCGGGCCGUAUAUCACCGCUAGCCUACAAAAUCUAUCAAUUGCAUCACUGAACACCGUCAAGCGAAGACCGACCGAUGGUCCAUACAAGCAAGGCACAAACGGAAUUGGGAUCUAUUCGAAUGCUUUAGAAGGCUUUAUCGUUACAGAACAUGGGAUUAUCGUGCAAAUCUUGACCGGGGAUCAGCAAGGCCUCGCUCUACAGGCCACCUUCCUCUCGGCCAUGGGAGAUUACUCAAAGACACUACGGGAGCUUAACCAGUACAUCAAGGCAAAUCUGAUGACGGACUGCUUCUUGGCCUUUGAGAUUAUCGAGAUUGUGACGGCAAUGUCUUACCGAAUCGACUCAAAGACUGCAGAGCUCAAGAGUCUACUGAUAGAAGCUUUGCGUCCGGUUCGUGAGACUGCCAAGUCUUCACUUUCGGAGCUACUCGAAGAGACCAAGCGCAAGGCUGCCAACACGUCCCUGCCCCCUGAUGGUGGUUCUGUCCCUCUGGUUGAGGAGGUGAUGAGCUCUUUAGCUACUUUGACCGGCUACUCAGGCCCCCUAGCGUCUAUUUUAACCUCGCUUGGAGAUGGAAAUUGGCGUUCCAAGUCAAACACUGCUGGCGCUGCUCCGUUAGAUGUCGGUCCCGACAGUGGCACCCUUUUCUCCCACUUCAUUCUGGACAUGAUUGAGGCGCUCAUGACCUCACUAGAAGCCCGCGGCCGAGCCUUCCACCGGUCGAAGGCUGCGCUUGGUGUAUUCUUGUCCAACGUGUUUUGUGUUGUCGACCGUUCGAUCAGACAGAGUCCCGAGCUGGCACGUUAUCUCGGUGCGCCAGAUAGUAUCGCCCGAAUUGAUACCUUCCGCAAACGCGCCACAUCGACUUACCUCGAUGCGUGGAAGGAGACAUCACAAUUCUUGCUGGACGUGCAGUACACCUCGCGAACCGGUGCGCGGCCCACCUCAGGUGGCGCGGUGGAUUCCAGCGCGAUCGUCAAAAAUCUGUCGUCGCGCGAUCGGGAUGCCAUCAAGGAAAAGUUCAAAUCGUUCAACGCGAGCUUCGAGGAUAUGCUUUCUCGGCACAAGAACCUUUAUAUGGAGCGGGAGGUGCGCUCUGUGCUAAGCCGAGAGCUGCAGGCUGUUCUCGAGCCGCUCUAUGCGCGCUUCUAUGAUCGCUAUGUCGAGAUCGACAAGGGUCGGGGCAAGUACAUCAAGUACGACAAGGCAAGCCUUGCGGUGCAGCUGGCGCAGCUGUCUUAG
Molecule: messenger RNA, 1884 nt
Organism: Penicillium canariense
Lineage: Eukaryota; Fungi; Ascomycota; Eurotiomycetes; Eurotiales; Aspergillaceae
Product: EXO70 family protein
Exons: 3
Coding region: 1-1884 (627 amino acids)
Biological process (GO): exocytosis
Cellular component (GO): exocyst
Molecular function (GO): phosphatidylinositol-4,5-bisphosphate binding
Source: RefSeq, a predicted model, not a curated record